Messenger RNA from Prorocentrum cordatum, 367 nucleotides. The record is from the annotation of a GenBank genome assembly. NCBI's taxonomy places the organism in Eukaryota, Dinophyceae, Prorocentrales, Prorocentraceae.
AUGGACGCACGUGCGGCGGCAUUUGUCGCGAACAAGAAACGAGCAAUGGGCAGCGAGCAAAGGACGCAGCUGGAGGACGGCGAAGGGGCCGCGCAGGGGCUGCGCUGGGCGGCCCGGCGCGCUGCGGCCCCGCAGGCCCGCUCGCUGCAGGCCGCCCUCGCGGCCGAGGCUCGGCUCGCGCUGGCGGGCUGCGGCGCGGAGACGAAGGGCGGCUCUGCGCGAGGGCGCGGGCCUUCUGGCGGCGAAGGGGCCCCUCAUGGGCCAGUCGGCGGCGUGCUCGCAGGACUGCAGCUGCGCAGGCGACGAGUGGCUUGCCGUGCAGAAGGGCGCCGCGCUGGGGGCGAACGGGGUGCCGUCCUUCCUGAGG